Molecule: messenger RNA, 1491 nt
Organism: Penicillium angulare
Lineage: Eukaryota; Fungi; Ascomycota; Eurotiomycetes; Eurotiales; Aspergillaceae
Exons: 3
Coding region: 1-1491 (496 amino acids)
Biological process (GO): DNA-templated transcription; regulation of DNA-templated transcription
Cellular component (GO): nucleus
Molecular function (GO): transcription cis-regulatory region binding; zinc ion binding; DNA-binding transcription factor activity, RNA polymerase II-specific
Source: RefSeq, a predicted model, not a curated record
AUGCCAACAUGCCCCGUUGCCAUAUUUAUACCCGGAACGACGGCAAAAUUUGCGCGAAAUACAAAACCGUUGCUAUUCAUGGCAAUCAUAAGUGUCGCCGCUGCUGGGGAAUGCACUCCUGAUCAUCACAGGAAGUUCGCGCUCGAAGCCAGAAACUUUCUUGCGGGACUUGCCAUCUUUGAAGGGGAGAAGUCGUUGCAGCUCAUUCAGGCUCUGCUUGUUGUAUCAUUUUGGUAUAGGGCACCUGAGAACUAUGCACGAACGAAUCAGAAUCAACUUGCGUCUGUUACUUUGUCGAUGGCUAUUGAUAUUGGCUUGGAUCGAAUUGAAGAGUCGAAUAUCCCACAAAAGGUCGAUGAUCAAUGGAACCGAGCAGAGGCACAACGAACUUGGUUGGGCUGUUUUCUCUUGUGUUCGAGUCUUUCUUUAAUAAUGCGGCGUGCAAAUCCCAUGAAGUGGACUCCACAGCUCGGCAGAUACCUUGAUGAUCUGAGACAGUCAAAGCUAUCGUCUACCGAUGAAUUCUUCUGCGACCUUCUCACAACUGAGCACAGUUGCUAUGUUGCGAAUGAGGAAUUUUUAUUAAGUGACCCUAGCAAUUCGGUAUCUCUAUGGGGGCCAGACACAUUGAGCGUCAUUCAACGUAUAAAAGACCGAGCCAAUGGAGUGAGCCUUCGUGCCUACAAUUUCCUUCAAAAAUCUCUUUUCGAAUUUGGUAAGCUAGCCAGUUCGCUCUAUGCCUACGAGAUAGUUCUGCAUGUCAAUCACAACAUCGAUGAAUUCAAAGCGCCCUUUUCCGCAAACUCUCUCAAAUCACUUUCUUUUUUCGACAAGCAAAAUCCACAUAACACAUAUCUCUUGGUAAUCCGAAAGAUAAUGCAGGAUGCGCAAAGAUUGCUAGAUACCUUUAUGCAUUUAUCUACUUCCGAAAUACUUGCUCUGCCACCACAUAUCUACGCUGGUCGCGUAAUAUACGCGGUGAUACUCUUGAUGAAGUUGCACAAAGCAGCUUCAACAUAUGUGAAUGGAUUGAAUGAAGAAUUCUCUGUCGAAACGCUACGUCUAGAAGAUUAUAUUGAGCGACUUACGCUCGUUUCAAAACCUCUAGGCGCGGAAGACCCGUACAAUUCUUUGAGUAGGGCCUUCUUGAUCAUGCCCCAAUUGAAGGAGUGGCUUCAGGAUCAUAUGUCACAGUCGAAAAUCGAGAAGGAUGAGCAUAAUUUGCAGAAGGAGACACUCUCCGAAGACUCCAUUGAUCCGGUGCCUGCGAGUAUCAACCGGCAAGAGUCUUCACAAAGUCUACCACGUGAGGCGGAUGGGCGGAUUUACACACUCACAGGCUCUUCUAAUAUUUUAGGCGCGCCUGAAUCUCAAUCUGAAAAUCAGUUCACACAAAGUGAGGCUUCUGAAAACCCUGCUGGUAUAUUGGGCCGCGAGUUGGUUUCAGAUUCAUGGUUUUGGGAAUUUUUCAAUGUAGAUAUGCUCCACUAG